AUGCUCCGCUUCUCGCCACUCAAGUGCCUACAGCGUAUCAGGCGCCUCUCUACAGACGUCGGGUUUGUGUUUGACAUCGACGGCGUCCUCCUCCACGGCGAAAAGCCCAUUCCGGGUGCGGCCGAGGCGCUCAGGCUGCUGGACCGCCAACGCAUACCCUUCAUAUUGCUCACUAACGGCGGCGGGAAACUAGAGGCCCAGCGCACGACGCAGAUUUCCAAGCUCCUGGAUGUUGACAUCCGGCCGCAGCAGAUCGUACAGAGCCACACGCCCUACCAGGCGUUGGCAGAUAAGUACCGCAAAGUGCUCGCCAUCGGGCCCAGCACCGUGCGCGAGGUCGCAGAGCAGUACGGCUUCCGCGACGUCGUCCGCCCCGCUGACGUGAUUCUGUACAACCGCCUAGCCGCGCCCUUCACCGGCCUCACCGGCCAGCGGCUCGCCCGCGAGGCGCGCGAGAACCCCGACCUCGCGCUCACCCCGUUCGAUGCCGUGCUCGUCUUCACCGAGUCUGCUGACUGGGGCGGCGACGUCCAGCUUAUCUGCGAUCUGCUGUGCAGCGAACGCGGGAGACUCAACACCCGCCGCGACACGCCUUCGCACAUCCCCGCCGUCCCGAUCUACUUCUCCAACAACGACCUCCUGUGGUCCAAUGGCUACCCCGUGAACCGCUUUGGCCAGGGCGCGUUCCGCAUGCUUAUCGAGCGCCUGUACGGCGAGCUCAACGCCGGCUACAGCCUGGCCCAUACCACCUACGGCAAGCCCAACCGCAUUGCCUACGACUAUGCUGCCCGCGUCCUGGGCGCCUGGUCCGGCCUCCAGACCGCACAGCCGCCCGCCACGGUAUACAUGGUUGGCGACAACCCCCACAGCGACAUAAUAGGCGCAUACAACUACGGCUGGCGCAGCUGCUUGGUGCGUAGCGGCGUCUAUCGCGAUGGAGACACGUUACCAUGCCAACCGACCCUCGUCGUGGACUCCGUCUUGGACGCCGUAACCGCCGCUCUCCAGCACUCUUCACAUUAA
Eremothecium gossypii ATCC 10895 is the source of this 1023-nucleotide messenger RNA. RefSeq lists its product as uncharacterized. The coding region runs from base 1 to 1023 and encodes 340 amino acids. The record is from RefSeq and is marked provisional. The transcript has a single exon. Gene Ontology annotation, cellular component: mitochondrion. NCBI's taxonomy places the organism in Eukaryota, Fungi, Ascomycota, Saccharomycetes, Saccharomycetales, Saccharomycetaceae. Gene Ontology annotation, biological process: glycerophospholipid biosynthetic process.